AUGGAUGCCGAUGUCGAUGGGAUCGAUAUCGAUGAUGACGAUGAUGACGAUGCUGGUAUAUUCAGCAUCGCCAACGACUGCUACUUUGAGGAUGAUGACGCCCUCACUGGUGAAGACGAUGUUCUGUCGGCAGUGCACACGAAGCGCACUGCUGUUGACAAGGAUGAUUCAGCAGAGGACUUCUGCUGA
Peronospora matthiolae is the source of this 189-nucleotide messenger RNA. The record is from the annotation of a GenBank genome assembly. NCBI's taxonomy places the organism in Eukaryota, Oomycota, Peronosporomycetes, Peronosporales, Peronosporaceae.